Molecule: messenger RNA, 1960 nt
Organism: Dermochelys coriacea (leatherback sea turtle)
Lineage: Eukaryota; Metazoa; Chordata; Testudines; Dermochelyidae
Exons: 4
Source: RefSeq, a predicted model, not a curated record
AUGGCAGUGGGCAGCACAGACAAGACCAAGUUGUGUUCAGCAGCUUGUCAGCUGGCCUGCGAGCGUGUCCCCAAGGGGCCUCAGAUCCGGGCUCGGGGGCACUACCAGCCCCGGGCCCCAUGUCCCAGCCCCACCCGCUGCGCUACAGGCCCGGCCCGGCCCCCGGCAGCCCCCCGAGCCCCUGCCGGCCGAGCUCCCGCCGCACCUGGCUCUUCCCGCAGGGCCUCGCAAGCGGCUUUCCUGACCUCCAGCGCCCCCUCGGGCCGGCCGGGGCGGAACACGGCCGUGUGCAGCUCGACCUGCGGCGCGGCGCCCGGCCCCGAGUCCGGCGGCCGGAAGACCUCGCGGAGCAGCUCCUCCAGGCGGCGCCGCGCCUCCGCCUCCUCCUCCGGCCGGGGCUGCACGAUCACCCCCACCAGGGCGGCGGGCGCGCCGCGGCUCUGCUCCCGCACGCCCCGCAGCGCCUCCCGCAGCCGCUCGGCCCGGCCCCGCAGCGACGGGGCGCGGCACAGGAAGAAGAUGAGCUGCCCGGCCGGGGCCGCGCUGGGGCUGGCGGCGCGGCGGGCCUCGGGCAGCCCCCGGUGCGCGAAGGAGCUGAGCGCGGCCUGCGCGCGGGCCGCCUCCCGCGACUCGCCGGCCAGCAGCAGCACCUGCGUCCGCUGCACCACGGCCGGGAACUGCGCGUCCGGGCUCUCGGCGGCGCUCGCCGGCCCCGACUGCUCCCGCCGCUGCAUGGCCGCCCGCCGCUGGGCCGGGCCCGCGGGGCCAUGUCACAAUCGCACCCUAGACUGGCUCGGGCCGCGCUGCCUCCGGCGGGCGAGCCCAGGGCAGCCAGCCCCUGCCCGGCCGGGUCGGCUCCCAAUAGCUCAGAGACUCCGCGCGGCGCCGCUGCGGGCUCGCAGGGCUUUAUUGGUGCCUCCUGCCGGCGGCAGACCCCCGAGCCGCUCUGCCUCCUGCUGGAAGGGUUGUUCCCCCAGUGCCAGGGUAGAGUCUGCCCCGCAGGCCGGGCAGGGGGAGGCCCUUUCGGAGGCGUGGGCGUGCAGAAGAUGCUGUUUGGGUUUCACGAGCCACACUCUUCAAAGUCCUGGGGGCACUCUGUGUGGCGUGCACUGGUAUUAUUGGAAGCCAGUACAUGAACACUCGCACCUGACACUGUGGUCCCAUCGGGCCUGCUCCCUGCCCACAGUCUGGCCCAAGGACUGCAGCGAGAUAACCUGGAACAGGGUCAGCGGCAUCUUCGUCAUCCAACCCACAGGACUCCACCAGAUUGUAGUUUACUGUGACUUGAAUAGCACCAGUGACGGCUGGACGGUCCUCCAGCGGAACCGGCAAGACACACAGAUCACCUGGGCUGAGUCCUGGAGCACCUACAAGUACGGCUUUGGCAACGUGCACAAUGACUACUGGCUGGGGAUGGAGUACAUCUAUCAGAUCGCCAAGCAGAAGGUCUACCAGGUCAGGUUUGUCAUUCAUGAUUCAUCCGGCACCAUGAAGUAAGCAGACUACAACCUCUUCUGUCUGGAAGACGAGUCCAAAGGCUACAGGCUGAGGCUGGGCUCUUACACUGGGAUUGCAGGGGAUGCCAUGACUUCAAACAAUCCAACCACCAUGCAUGACAACAUGAAGUUCACGGCUAAAGACCUGGAUCAAGACAUUUAUGGUGGGAAUUGUGCAUCUAGCUAUGGUGGGGGCUGGUGGUACUCAGCUUGUUAUUCUGUUCGACUGAACGUCAAAGGGAGCGUCACUUGGGGUAGUUUCUGUAAUGGAAACUGCCAAGCUUCUGCCAUCCUCAUCAAACCAGCAACUUACUGUUAGUCACCCCUUCCCCACUCUCCCGUCUACAGUGAGGCCGACCCCUGCUCCACGAAGGGAGGGAAAAGGGUCUGAAUGUGUCAUGGCCAAACCUCACACCCAACUCGGAGGGGGAAGUAUUAUGUUUAUCCAAAAUGGGGCAACUUCC